Messenger RNA from Cydia fagiglandana, 2307 nucleotides. It is a transcript of the gene gammaTub37C, whose product is annotated as tubulin gamma-1 chain-like. NCBI's taxonomy places the organism in Eukaryota, Metazoa, Arthropoda, Insecta, Lepidoptera, Tortricidae. Gene Ontology annotation, cellular component: spindle; centrosome; nucleus. The transcript has 10 exons. Gene Ontology annotation, biological process: mitotic sister chromatid segregation; cytoplasmic microtubule organization; meiotic spindle organization. Gene Ontology annotation, molecular function: structural constituent of cytoskeleton; GTP binding. The record is from RefSeq and is a predicted model, not a curated record. The coding region runs from base 100 to 1473 and encodes 457 amino acids.
UCAGUUAGUUCGGGUGGUAAAUGGAGUUGUUUAGAUUUUAUUUAAAUCAAAGAGUUUAAACUUAUCCUAAUAAAUAGUGUUAUAAGCUACAAAUCCAUCAUGCCGAAUGAAAUGAUAACGCUACAGCUGGGCCAAUGCGGCAACCAAAUUGGCUUUGAAUUCUGGAAGCAGCUAUGUAUAGAGCACGGGAUAUCGCCGGAAGGUAUCCUGGAGGAGUACGCGACGGCGGGGCUGGACCGGAAGGACGUGUUCUUCUACCAGGCUGAUGAUGACCACUACAUACCCAGGGCUGUGCUCUUGGAUCUGGAGCCUAGGGUCAUACACACUAUUAUGAACUCGCCAUAUGCUAAGUUAUAUAACCCAGAAAAUGUAUACCUGUCUAAACAUGGUGGAGGUGCCGGCAACAACUGGGCUUCAGGGUAUGCACAGGGAGACAAGUUGAAUGAGGAAGUGUUCGACAUCAUCAAUAGGGAGGCUGAUGGCAGUGACAAUUUGGAGGGUUUUGUGGUGUGCCACUCAAUAGCCGGAGGCACAGGCUCCGGCAUGGGCUCCUACAUCCUGGAGCACCUCUCGGACCGGUUCCCCAAGAAGCUGGUGCAGACAUACAGUGUCUUCCCCAAUUUAGAUGAAAUCAGUGACGUCGUCGUACAGCCUUACAACUCCCUACUCACCCUAAAGCGCCUCACAGAGAGCGCGGACUGCGUGAUGGUGCUCGACAACACCGCGCUCAACAGAAUCGCCAGCGACCGCCUGCACAUCCCCAACCCCUCCUUCACGCAGAUCAACACACUGGUGUCUACUAUUAUGUCGGCCAGCACCGCUACGCUCAGGUACCCCUCAUACAUGAACAACGACCUGAUCAGUCUAGUGGCGCCACUUAUCCCCACCCCGCGGCUUCACUUCCUCAUGACUGGCUACACACCACUCACGGCUGAUCAUCUGGUGCAUGUUCAGGCGCCAAAGAUCCGCAAGACCACGGUGCUGGACGUGAUGCAGCGGCUCCUCCAGCCCAAGAACAUGAUGGUUUCCCUCAGCCCGGACCGCGCCAACCAGCACUGCUACAUCUCCAUCCUCAACAUCAUACAGGGCGAAGUAGACCCGUCACAAGUGCACAAGUCCCUCCAGCGCAUCCGAGAGCGUAAACUAGCGAACUUCAUCCCUUGGGGUCCUGCGUCCAUACAAGUAGCGCUGUCGCGGCGCUCCCCACACGUGACGUCAUCGCACAAGGUAUCGGGGCUGCUGCUCGCCAACCACACGAACAUCAGUUCGCUAUUCGACCGCUGCCUCCAGCAGUACGACAAGCUCCGCAAGCGCGAGGCGUUCAUCGACGUGUUCCGCAAGGAGCCCAUGUUCCGCGACUCCCUGGACGAGUUCGACGAGUCCCGCGCCGUGGUGGACUCGCUAGUGCGAGAGUACCACGCCGCCGCCACGCCUGACUAUGUGCACUGGACGCCUGAGAGCUGUCAGCUAUAAGACAAAGAUCAGCAGAAGCGCGAAGUUUCCAAAGGUGCAAAUGAAAGUAUUCCGACUCACAAAACGUUAAUGAUCUAACCAGUGCCAUCGUAUGCAUUUAUCUCAUUAACUCGAAUAAUUAAAGACACUGUGAUUAAAUGCCAAUUGUUAGUAGCGACCGGAUUUUGAAAAUAACGUAGUCUCGAAUUGUAAGGUCUGUACAGUAACCCGUGUUCUCGUUUUACAAAUGAGCUCCUAGCCUCAUUUUAGAUAAAUUUCCAUGUGCUAAAUUGACAUUACGAUUGCCUCAAUUUGUCAUUUUAGUACACAGGAUGAUUUGGUAGUAAAUUGGCCAAUCGAACUAUCAUUUUAGUUUCUACAGUAAAGAAAGGACGCUUAGAACGAGAAAUUUCGUACAUUGACGUUUCUAUCUAUAUAGCAUGCGCAUAUAUAUAUAUAUAUAUAUUGCUGUCCCUUUCACGGCCGUAAUGUCAUUGGCUGCCGGCAUCUUCGGCGGGAAUAUAAUUGCGCGCGUGCGAUAGAGAUAGGAACAAGACGAGUCAGUGUACGACAUUCCUCGCGCCAAGCAUCCCUUCUUUAUCAAAGCACAAUAACUUAUACUAUGUGCCAUAUAAUAAUGAACAGAAGAUCUGAUCUUUUAGAAGUUUCUCAAUUUUCCAAAUAUUAUAGUUGUAGUACUGUGCGUUCAAGAUUCGUGUCGCUAACUGUAUAUGUAAAUUCUCAUUGUCUCUCUAUAGUUAAGUGUUGUUUAAUGGAUUAAACCCGUUAGGCUAAAACAAGUUGUUUUGUUUAACGACUAGGUUAGUUGCCUGUAUAAAUAAGCAUUGAAAUAAA